Messenger RNA from Cuscuta europaea, 2930 nucleotides. NCBI's taxonomy places the organism in Eukaryota, Viridiplantae, Streptophyta, Magnoliopsida, Solanales, Convolvulaceae. The record is from the annotation of a GenBank genome assembly.
GGGUAAUUGACGGAACAGAGCAUGUUUGGUGGUAGGUGUUUCCAAAAAGUGUAGGUUUGACCAAAUUAUUAUUUGAGAAGCGGAAACAUAUUUGGCAAAUAUGUUCAGUAUUUGCAAAAACAAAAAAAUAUGUACUUGAACAUAUUUGGUGAAUAUGUCCGUCUUCCUAUUGGCCAAUAAUAUUGGGCGCGGAUCACCAUCUUGGAUUGCCAUUUGAAGGGUGUAGAUUGGCUUUUACUUGAGCAGAUUUGAUGAAUACGUACAUAUUAAAUAAAUAUAUUUGUGAACAUAUUUGAUGAAUAUGUCUGGCUUCCUAUUGGUCAUUUGAAGGGUGUGGAUCAGCUUUUACUUGAGCAGAUUUGGUGAAUACGUACGCAUUAAAUAAAUAUAUUUUUGAACAUAUUUGGUGAAUAUGUCCGGCUUCCUAUUGGCCAAAAACAUUGGGUGUUGAUUGCCAUCUUGGAUCGCUAAGCGAAUGGCGUGGAGUGACUUCUACUUAAGCAGAUUUGGUGAAUCUAAUUAAUAUAUUGCUCAACAUAUUUGGUGAAUAUGUCUAUUCUCCUAUUGGUCAGAAUAAGUUGGCUCGGAUCUCCAAUUAUUCGCACAUAUUUGGCGAAUUUGCUCUAUAAAAUCCACCACAAAUCACCCUUCACAACACAUCUAAUCGCUCCAAUUUAUCUCUUCUCAGAAUUUCGGCUAUCUCCUUAAUCUUUUUUAGUUUAAUUUAGUUAUUAAUUUAAUUAUGUUACUUAGGAAUGAAAUUAGUCUAUAAUAGUGUUAAUUUUUAAUUGUUACUUAGGAACCUAUCAAAAAAAGUGAAAUAGGAAACUUACCAAAUAUUGAUUUAUUUACAAAAUAGGAAAUAUUAGUUUUAAUUUACCGAAUAUGUAUGUGUAAAUUUAGUAAUGUGCAUGUUAACCUUAUUUUUAAGUAAGUGUAUUUUUUUUGAAAUACACGUAGCAUUGUUUAAUUGAAAUAAUAGUAGUGCAGUAAAUUAGGUUUAUAGUUAAUUGAAUUAUAGUAGUGUUGUUGUUGUUUAAUUGUGUUAAUCUGAAAUACAUGAUCUCUAGUUAAUUGAAACAUUAGUGUGGUUGUUUAAUUAGGUGUAUUUUUUGUAUUACAAAUUGUAUUAUAAGUAGUGUUGUUUAAUUGAAGCGGCAAAGGCGGACAAAGUUUCGGUGGGAGGAUGUUUAGUCCUUCUACAACUCUGAGCAUGGGAGAGGUUGCCGAUGGUUUGACCCCAAGGGGUUCUUCCACCGGAACACUUAUUCGAUUUGCCCUACGGUGUGGGCUUGUUGGCAUAACUGGUCGGACACUAGCAGAUUCACUGUACGCAUUUAUAGGGACCAAGUUGACCGAUUAAGGGAGUGGGAGGCUUUACUCCCGUUCAUCUGCAAAGAGGUUAUCUUCAUCGCCACUCCGCCUCACCAUCCCAAGCCGUUAUUGCCGUACCGGUCGUUGUUCCGCGUUGCCUCUCCUCCAGAUCUCCGCCUCGCCUCGCCUCACCGUCCAGAUCUCCACCUCGCCUCGCCGUCCAGAUCUCUGCCUUGCCUCACCGUCCAAGUCGCGGUUCAACUCCGCCGGCGACCUCCCCCUCAAUCUCCUCCGCCGCUGCCGCCAUGCCUCUUGACGACCUCUCAAAGCAGUUUCAUCACUACAAACUUCGAACCAUCUCUUUUCUUUCCUGCUCUGCAAUCAAAUUAUUGUUAUCAAAAUUUAUUGUUUAUUUAUUGUCUACUUAUUGUCUAUGUAUUGCCUGAUAUUGAGUUAUUAUUCGAAAUUAUUGUCUGUUUACUGACUACUUAAUGUUUAGUGUUUGCAAGUUUGAUUUUGGAUUUGGGUAAAAGCAUGGCAGAGCGUGUCUGCGGCAGUGACCUCGCCGGAGCACGGCUGCAGCAGCUUUGCCGGAGGACAGAAGUGUGGCCUCGUUGGAGGCCUGUGACAGACUCGCCUGAGGUGCAGGCAGAUUCACUGGACGAGGCUGUAAAAUAGGACGGUACGGGCAGAUUCACUAGACGGCGGCUCCCUAACAGUGACGGCGGCUCCCUGACGGUGACAGCAGCGACGGCUCCCUAACGACGGCGGUGGCUCCGUGACGGCGACGGCGGCGGCUCCAUGGAGGUGGCGAUGACAGUAGCUCUGCGGAGGAUGCAGCGGCUGGGGGUGUGGGGCUACGGAUCAAGUCCAGGAUAUACCAGACCCGGUGAUUCAUAACGACUGUCACCAUGCUAUCUGACCACGGAACAGUGCUGACUUUAUUGCAUAAUGGGAGGAUUGAUGGCAAAAAUUAUAUUUGUUUGACUCGACUAGAGUGGGAUUCACUGAUGAGUACCGUCAUUGGUUCCAUUACAUGGGAAAGAUACACAUUAACAACCCCUCACAGGACCGUCCUAGAACCAGUUUUGUUCCAGCUCAUCCAGAAUCGCCUAUCACGACUCAAUGUUUGGAAGAAGUUGCUCGGAAAAUGCGUGACAGAGGUGACCCUCGAGAUUAUCCGAUGCUGGAGCGAAUCGGGAAUUGUCUAAGGCAAAUAGGCGCAAAAGAAGUGAUGAAUCACGACAUAAUCACAUUUCAAAAUGUUGAUGAAGGACAUGCAUCACCCGAUGGUCAUGGCCAACUGAGCAGACCCACGAGAUAUGGGUUACAUGAUGAUGAUACAUAUCAUGAUACACCCAUGGAGCUCCCAUCCACGGUUGGUAGUUCCUAUCACGCACAUGAAGUUCCCGAACAUCAGUAGUGGGCCGAUUUUAAUUGGGCUGAUUUAUUUGGCAAUGAUCACUUCAGUGGAGCGACCGGCGGUGCAGGGCCGAGCUCACAAUAUUAGUUUAUAAUAUGAGUAUUAGUGUAAUAGUAUUAAUAUUAAUGUAAUACUACUCUGUAUCUCAUUAAUUGCAACAUUGGAAUAUAUAUAGUAUUCAUGUACUUUAUGU